This is a messenger RNA of Prosopis cineraria, 963 nucleotides long. Its product is annotated as heavy metal-associated isoprenylated plant protein 39-like. The coding region runs from base 256 to 750 and encodes 164 amino acids. The transcript is spliced from 3 exons. The record is from RefSeq and is a predicted model, not a curated record. NCBI's taxonomy places the organism in Eukaryota, Viridiplantae, Streptophyta, Magnoliopsida, Fabales, Fabaceae. Gene Ontology annotation, molecular function: metal ion binding.
AAGCUCUUCCUCUGACGUUUGCCUUUCCUCUUCUUGCUUUCUCUAACUUUCCUUCUCUCUCUCUCUCCUUUUCUGCAAUUCCUUGUUUGCUUUCGGCUUUUCUGAUAGUACCACUCCUUCAGUCUCUUGCUCCCAACCUUUUCAGACCAUUAUUUGAUUACGUCUUCGCCUCUCUCUUUUCCACCCUCCAGUUCAGCUAAUCCUUCUUGGUUUCCCAUUCUCUCUCUCUGCUUGUCCCCUGCGAGGUAUUUAGAAAUGAAGAAGGUUGUGCUCAAGUUAGAUUUGCAUGAUGACAAGGCGAAGCAGAAGGCCCUGAAAACAGUAUCAACACUUUCAGGGAUAGAUGCCAUCUCCAUGGAAAUGAAGGAUAGGACACUAACAGUGAUAGGAACAGUGGAUCCGGUUCAUGUGGUGAGCAAAUUACGCAAAUAUUGGCAGACAGAUAUAGUUUCAGUGGGACCAGUAAAGGAGCCAGAGAAGAAAGAAGAAGCAAAGAAGGAGGAAGGCAAGAAGGAGGAGGAAGCAAAGAAGGAGGAGCCCAAGAAAGAAGAAGGCAAGCCUGAGGAAGAUCAGAAGAAAGAAGAGAAAAAGGAGGAGAAGAAAGAAGAAGAGAAGAAGAAAGAGCCAGUUCCAGUUCCAGACCCUAUUCUAGAGCUGGUCAGGGCUUACAGGGCUUAUAACCCCCAGAUGACAACAUAUUAUUAUGUCCAAAGCAUGGAAGAGAAUCCCAAUGCUUGUGCCAUUUGCUGAUGAUUAUCAAGCUGUCCAAGCAUGAGAGAGAGAUCAACUUUCUCUAUUUGGUAAUGGAUUCAAACCUGUCAAGCCUGUAGGAGGUUACAGCCAAGAACAUAGGUACUCUUCUGUAUAUAAUAUGGUGAUGCUUCAGCUGAGUUGUUUUGAGACAAUAUUGGUAAUAUGUAGGAGAAAUUGAAUAAGAUUUUUGAUGGGAUUCGUUUUUGAACA